GAGUAUUGAACGCUCAAAACAGACUUACAUAUAAACGCUGCGAUUUUCGAGCCUUUUUAAGUGGUGGCUUAGAAAUAUGUGCCAAAAGCUGUCCGUCCUCAAUGGGGAUUUAUUUGAUGAAAUAAGAUGAAGUAGGAUUAGUGUACAAGCUCUGGUUUUUACAUUGGGUAAAUCUACGGCCUCAUACUUUAACCGGCGUAACCAUGUCCUCGACAUAUGGUAAUGCUAUUACGAGCGAGAAAUAGCAAAUCUAUGCUCAAAAGUCGUGUUUUAAUGUUAUAAAAAGACAUAUGUAUCUAGUUAAGACCCCUGUAAACGCAGGUGUUUGAGGGAUGGUUAAAUAGAUGAGCUGAGGAUUCAGAGACCACGUCAAGAACCGGCCUUAAUCACAACGUCACAUUCACACUGUUGACUGAGGGAUCAGCACGAUCGAAAACACUGAACACAGGAUUGUUACACAAACAUAGAACAGAUCGUGGCCCAUACAACAAGUUUUUCUCAUACUUUUGGAUAUAAAAGGCUUUCACUUACGACAAACGUGACGAUUUGUAUACAUUUCUUGCCCGGGCGUUUGAGUUUGUUUAUCUUGUAUUGGCAAUUGAAAUGAAAACUUGUCGGCUAUUGGAAAUUGUUCUUAUGCCUUACAAUACCAAGUGGCUAUAUAGAUUAUUCAGAUAAUAGAGGUAUAACCACCAUCAGCCAACCAUUCUAAGGAAAAUAUCAAACGCAAAAGAACGUGGAACGUUAAUAUCAAACACAUUAGCUGGAUUACGUCGGGGAAUACAACCUCCUCCAAUGUCGGAAUUGAGAGUUAUACGCAAUGCAACGUAACAGAUUCAUUGAAAGGAAGCCACUAAGAACGAAUACAACUCGAUGGAUUGUUAUGGGGGUUAGGGCGCUCUACAGCUCGACUGUGGGACCCCCCUCCUUUCUACCCCUGGUGAUCGUUACGACAAUACUUCUAGCUACAGUUCAAAGUUGCCGGCUUGACGAUUGUUCGCUCAAAUAUUGGAUGGCAAGAGAAACUUUAGGAGAGGGGGUACUGGGUGAGCCAAACCAGAAUCAUAUAAAAUGUGUCACACUUAGAACAUACUACCAAUGUAUAAGAAAUAUGAAACAGGAAUGUUAUGGUGAUAUUCAAUUCCAUAGUGUACAAAAAAUUGUGGAAAACAAAAUGAAAGACAAUAACUGUACUGUCCAAGGACAAAUUUAUACAGAAGCCAAAUAUGGCUCUCCUCGGCCGAGACCAGCCAACAGUAAGGUCUGUUCAUUCCGGCCUGGAUCUAGGAGUAAGAAUCUACACAAACAUUGUGGAUUAUUUGGUGAUCCUCAUCUCAGGACAUUCAAUGAAGAAUAUCAAACGUGUAAAGUACAAGGUGCUUGGCCUCUCGUGGAUAAUGAGUUUUUGACUAUUCAGGUGACAAAUGAACAAGUAGCACGGGAUAGCACAGCCACUGCAACAAGCAAGUUGACUGUCAUGAUUAAGGCUAAUGAUGAGUGUGCAGAGGAUCGCUACAUGCUCUACUUGGCCCAGACUGACCUACUUCCCGAUGCCUUUGAGGAUGGGAGUGAAUCAUUUGGGCCUGAUGACAGUGUUCAACUCGUUGUGGUGCAGGCCAACAAACAUGUAGAGAUAUAUAUGAGAUACAUUGAUACCACUAUAAUAGUGCGACAAGUAGGACGCUAUUUCACAUUUGCAAUAAAAAUGCCUGAAGAAAUCGUACAAUUGACACGUGAAUCUCCAGACCCCCUUCAGUUAUGUGCGAGAGGGUGCCCCAAGGGGGAGCAAAUCAACUAUGGGGAGUUUCUAGCACAAAAACAUAGCCAUAUAAAAUCUCUGAUUGAUAAGAAUGUACAUGUCAUGUCUCGUGAGAAUGCCGUGAAAAAAUGUAGUGAAAGCCGCGUCGUGGAUUUUUACUUUGAUUCCUGUGUGUUUGACUUAAUGACCACGGGGGAUACAAACUUUACUAGGGCUGCAAACCUAGCACUUCAGGAUGUGUUGCGCCUCCAACCCUCGGCAGCACAGUCGCACCAUAACAGGACAUCACUUCAUAACUAUGACGUUCAGUAUCGACUACACACUAGUGGUGCGUAUAGCGUGCGUACAUCUCCAUCUAACUUAUACCACAGGACAACAUUCUUAUUAUUAGUCAUUCUGACCUAUUACAUACUGGCACACCGUGGUGGGCAUAUGGACUUUAUAUAUGUAAAAGCAUCAUUAGAGGCUGUAGCCAUGGUUCAGAUAGAAUGUGAUGGGGAUGAUGUACCAUUCACCUCAAAUUUGCAUAUUGUGAAAGGAUGAUGUACCAUUAUUCACCUCAACCUCACAUAGUGUGUCAGGAUGA
Messenger RNA from Owenia fusiformis, 2345 nucleotides. NCBI's taxonomy places the organism in Eukaryota, Metazoa, Annelida, Polychaeta, Sabellida, Oweniidae. The record is from the annotation of a GenBank genome assembly.